Messenger RNA from Pectinophora gossypiella (pink bollworm), 889 nucleotides. RefSeq lists its product as uncharacterized. The transcript has 7 exons. The record is from RefSeq and is a predicted model, not a curated record. Lineage: Eukaryota; Metazoa; Arthropoda; Insecta; Lepidoptera; Gelechiidae. Bases 112 to 783 code for a protein of 223 amino acids.
AUCACUCGAUAUCAUUCCGCUGUCAGGCGCAGUAGGAAGCACAAAAUGCUGAUAUUUUAGUGAUGAUUACACCAAAAUGUUUACAAUAAUGCUGUGCCCAUAGACUGAAAAAUGUUGUGGAGAACAGUGUUGUGUGUUUUUUUUGUUGUUGGUGUAUGUGCAAAACCGAGGAGUGGGGAAGAUCAGCAAAAUGAAUGUGACGAGUCAAAUUGCACGGGGGAUGCUUACGAGUGUAUAAACGGGGACUGUUACUGUGCCCGAGGGUUCAUACCGAACCCUUUCCAAAACCGAUGCACAAAAUGUCCAGGUGCAGGGGACAAAUGUUUCGGGCCGUGUUGCAGUGAGAACACCACCCUCACGUGCUGGCAAGGGGUCUGCCAGAAAUGUUACGAUCCAUACGGAACGUGGAUUUGUAGGGAAUCCCUAGACCACAUCCUCUUGAUAUCGAGCACGCAGAUUGCAAUGGCGACGGCGUUGGUGCUCGGAAUCAUAGCUACUUUCAUGCUGCUCUACAAGUUGUGUGCUGCCAGUACUUUAAGACCAAUGGGAGGCGGCUCAAAUUAUGAAGGUAGAUUAUCCAUUGGAAGUCUGCAAUUAUACGUAGAAGAGAGAUUGAGAGACGCACCGCCAAGGUAUUCAAGAACAGCACCUCCCGGGACAACUGCCAUACCAGCGACUGUUUACGUAAAUUCUGGAUUUAUACAUGACUGUAGCGUUCUGCCUCCACCCCCAUACACUCCACCGAAAAACGAAGACACACAGCACGCUUCAGUACACAUAUGACAAUCCAUAAAUCCAUAACGUGCUUAAAUAUUUUACUUUGUAAUUACGUAGGUAAGUUAUUGUAAGUUUGGACUAAGCGAAAAGAGAAAAAUAAACAUUUUUUUUU